CGCACUCGUUGUGUCGCUCGCAGAAGGCGCGAAUCUCACCCAACACCGACAACUGAAACAUCACGCCACACACAUCCAUCCAUCCAUCCGUUGUGUGCACCUGUUGGCCGUCGUCGAGCGCAUCGACCGGCGCCAUCGCAGCGUCGUCGUCUAAGUGACACACACACAUUUAUCCAAUGACACACGUGGGUGUGGUGUGCGCCAGAUCUCUCUCUGUCUCGUCUGUCUGGCACACCUGCGGCCGGCUGCUGCUGUCCGUGGUCAUUGGCCUCCUCGUGCUGCCCCUGCUGGUCGUUGUGGUCGCCAUGGAUGUCGCCAUGGUGGCUGGCGUGUGGGUGCGGCUGCUGGAUGGCGUGGAUGCCGUCGUCACACGCCGUCUUGACCUUGAGUGUCAUCUGGUGGUGCUGUGUGUCGAUGCCGCCACAGGCGCACUCGAGCGGAAUCUCGUUGUAGUGAGCCGACGGGUUCGAUGGGUCGGUGGGGAUGAAAGGCCUGAAGUGCUUCGGCUCGUAAGUGGCAGACAUCCGCUCGUCGUAGUACCUGCAGUCAGAGCAGCCAACAUGCCAUGCCAGGGAAACAGACAGACAGUGAGGCGGAUGGGCAGUGGCCAUUCAGUCUGUCAGCUGCUUACAUCAUCUUCAUGGUCAGAUAGCGGUCAUCUGCACACACACACACACACACAGAGAGAGAGAGAGAGAGAGACAGGGAUGAUGAGCAUCUGUCUCAUCUUGUGUGUGUGUGGAUGGGCCUGGCCUGCCUGGCAGCGGGCUGAGCUCCUCUAAAGACACACAGGCACACAGACAGACAGACAGACAGACAGACAGAGGGGAUGGAUGUCGGUGUGUGUGGUGCCUGUGCUGAGUGGCUGCCUUGACUGACUUACGUGUGAGGAAGAUGAGGUUCUGGAGCAUCGAUGUGGUCUGUUUCUUGGCCUCCUCCUUGGACACUCCCCCACUGUGUGCCCCCGUCGCCUGGUGCCUCACCACACUCGCACUCGCACUCGGCUGUGCCUGUGGGUGGCCGUUGUCGCGCUCCACGUCCACACUCACACCGUUGUCGUACGCAAACUGCACAAACAACACACAGAGAGAGAUGGGCGUGGUGUGGUUUGGUGAGUGUCUCUCUGUGUGUGUGUCUGUGUGCCUUGAAGUGGUAGGACUCGAGCAGCGCGUCCGUCAACGAGUCAUGGAUGCCGAAGAUCAACAUACUGAUUGCACCGCCACAUCCAUCCAUCCAUCCACAAGACACAGCACAAGACACACACACGAGUGCAUCCCUCCCUCCCUGCCUGUGUGUGUGGCUGACCGGAGGCACUUCUUGUCGAUGGCGUCGAACACACCAUCCUCGAGCCACGCGUGCAGCUUCGCCGCCUCGCUGUGCUCGUCCUUGGGCCGCAAAAUCUUCAACGGCAACUCACCUGCACAACACAGACAACACGCAGCCACAACACAAACAGAGAGAGACAUGCACUUGUGUCGCCUCUCUCACUGAUGGUCUUCUCCUCGAAGCAGUCCUCGGGGAAGAGAUUGCGAAUGUAGGCGAUGCUCGAGAGGCUCGUGCGGAGGGCAUUGCGGAUCACUGAAAGAAAGAUAUUAGACAACACAGGUACAGGCGGGAGUGACCACGUGUGCGUGGCCGGGUGAUUGUGUGAUCGUGUGGUGGGUGAUUGUGUGCCGACUGCAUAGCGAUUGCGUGCCGCUGAUGGUGGCGGACGUCUGCUGGGUGGCCUGGGCCGGGCGGACCGCCUGAGCCGUUGCCAU
Vitrella brassicaformis is the source of this 1760-nucleotide messenger RNA. NCBI's taxonomy places the organism in Eukaryota, Vitrellaceae. The record is from the annotation of a GenBank genome assembly.